AUGGAUGGGGAAGAAGUUUGGGAUGGAGAAGAAGUUUGGAAUGGAGAAGAAUCUACUAAAAUGAAGUUAAGGAAGCAGAAGAAGUUAAGGAGGAUGGAGAAUGAAGAACAAGUUAGGGAAGGAGAAGAAGUUAAGGAUAUAGAACAAGUUAGGGAAGGAGAAGAAGAAGUUAAGGAUGGAGAAGUAGUUUGGGAUGGAGAAGAAGUGAAGGAAGGAGAAGAAGUUAAGGAAGAAGAAGAAGAAGUUUUGGAUGGACAAGAAGUUAAGGGUAAAUAA
Molecule: messenger RNA, 276 nt
Organism: Sphenostylis stenocarpa
Lineage: Eukaryota; Viridiplantae; Streptophyta; Magnoliopsida; Fabales; Fabaceae
Source: the annotation of a GenBank genome assembly